This is a messenger RNA of Hippocampus comes (tiger tail seahorse), 5555 nucleotides long. RefSeq names its product voltage-dependent calcium channel subunit alpha-2/delta-2-like. The record is from RefSeq and is a predicted model, not a curated record. Bases 2068 to 5256 code for a protein of 1062 amino acids. The transcript has 37 exons. Gene Ontology annotation, cellular component: voltage-gated calcium channel complex. Lineage: Eukaryota; Metazoa; Chordata; Actinopteri; Syngnathiformes; Syngnathidae. Gene Ontology annotation, molecular function: voltage-gated calcium channel activity.
CAAACCUCAACAACCGUUCUCUAUUGCUGUGUUAGGUUUAUAAUGACUGAUUCUUCUCUUGUAGCAUGACACAUUUACAGCUUGGAGCCACACAUGCACAUUGGAAAAACUGGAAGAAGUACAAAUCGUUGCACUGGAGUCCAAUAAUUAGCCAAAGUGAAAAAUUACACCACCCAAAGGGACAGAAAGGGACCUUUAUUUGUUACAGAGUAGAAUCGAAGAGGAUGCGGUAGACAAUAACGAUUUACACCAGAGCAAAGCUUUACUUAAAUAAUGUAUCAUUAGGCAGUGAUUAGUUCAUCAAUAUCUGGCAAUCGACUGCCAACUCUGCACGUCAUCAUUUAUUCCUCAUUAACGCUGAAGCAGCUGCACUGAACAGUAACUCGUCUUUUAUUUAUUCAUGAUUAUAUGAACAUUAGUCACUCUUUUUGUGACACCCGCCUCCCUAUUGAAUGGGGUCAUUCAUUAUCUCUCCACUUCUUAACCUUUGAGCAUGAGCAGUGUCCCAACAAACGGUGGACCACACGACACUGUUCAAACUGUUCUAGCUACUUUGCAAAAUAUAACAGAUGACAUAUUUGCCGGGGCCAUUUUGAUUUUUUUUUUCUGACGUGUACUAAACAGCUAAUACCAGCCAGAAAAAAAGAAAAAAAUCCCUGCAGGUCCUUCAGUGUUGCUGUCCGCCUCUUGGCAGCCUCCCUGACCAGCUUUCGUCUCAUCUUUUCAUUAAUUUUAAAGGUACAUCCAGUUCUUGGUGACAGCACUGUUGUGCCAUAUUUUUUUCCCACUUGGUAAUUGGAAAAUAAGUUUCGUGCUGCCAUCAAGCAAUUUCAAGAACAUUUGCCGUUGUAGCAAACGGUGUGACAACUUCAGACCAAUUUGUGUUGAAACAGCUGUCAUUGCUGCAGUGAUUUCCUUUACUCUUUUCUUCCUUUUUACUAUAUUCUAAAAAUAAGCAAUCAGACAGAAAUGGCAGGCUGACCGACCGUUUUUUUUCUCUGGUGAAUGAAUUAUAUUUUAUGAUGAGAAGCACCCGCAGUUGGAUUUCAAAAACUUCCUGACACUUUCCGGGGUUUAUAUAUUUUUAUGUUGACAUUCAAGUGAAGAGAUAUUUUGAUAAGCUUGUCUAAUUUUAGAGGUACUGAUGCCCUUGGAUGCUCAUUUGUUAAAUAAUGCCUUACAUAAACGUCUCUUUUUUUAAAUAGUGUUUGUGUUGGCAGCCCUCCAUUAUCACAUACAGAAGACUGGUUGUUCUCUCACAGCCACUACUGAAGUAAUCAUCGUUGUGAUCAAAACACGCAGCUCCUGCAAAAAUGGUAUUUUGAAACCAAAAGGAGUGACAAGAAGACAAAUGUGAAAAACGAGCAGAUGUCCACUCUUACUGGGGGAUGAGUUUGUACUGGUCGUAACAAUAGAAAUGAAAAAGCUACUUUUUCAAGUUCAUUGAGGAAAAGCAUCACAAGCAUGUUCAGCCAAACUGCUUGAAAUGUGAUUAUGAGCAGCAACUAAAAUGAUAGUAAGCUAAUAUAAUACUCCAGAAUGUCCUGUACAAAUCUGCAAGACACCAUUUUAAUUAGAAACACUACCGCAGUUUCUUAACUACUUGAUGACUCCAUGCAAUACUGGACUACAUAUUUCACCGUCGGUAAGGUACGACCCGAUGGUCAUUUUGCAGACGAGGGCGGCCCGGCGGUUCUGUCAGUGGGGUGGGCUGCGCCGCUGUGAGAGAGAACACUUCCCUUUUCAAUCAUACACCAGUAAAUGCAGCCCCUUUCAUUUCUUUUGAGUUUGACAUGCUAACCGCAUGCUCGAAUCUCGACACGGCGAAAGCACAUGUGAACUUGGGGACCAACUCCAACAUUUUCCAUAUGUGUGCAUUCUACGCUCAAUGAUCGUUCCGGCAUUGCUAAAACAACAAAUGUAAUGGUGGCCUAAGACUUUCAUUCUGUAUUACGAGCAAUGCGCAAGGCAAUUGUAGCAUACAAAAGCAAACUCUUUGGUGCACGCGCAGGUAACUGAGUUCUAAGCAUCGAGCGGAAAUUCUCUGUGCGCUGCAGUCAGGCUGUGAUGUUUAUCUGCAGGAUAAUGCACUGGGCGAGGCGCAUCGAGCAGGAGAUUGACAGAGUCUUUCAGCACAUCAGUGGAGCUCAGCAGUUGAAAGGGAUAUACAAUGAAGAAAGGAGACACUUUAAUUUGGGGAAGAAUCAACCUCGAAAAAUCGUGGAGAAGGUGGCUUCCGAUAUCGAGAAACUUCUGGCGAAGAAGCGCAAAGCUCUCGAAAGGCUCGCCAGUGAGGCUGAACGGCUCCAGCAAGAGCAUCCCUGGCAAGAUGGCAUCAAGGAGCUGGACAUGGCCUAUUAUGACUCUAAGGCAGAGCUGGAUCAUUAUUCCAUGGAUGGGGAGAGUGAAGUGGAUAAUCCUUCCCAUAUCAAAUUGGAGUUUGUGUACGACCCCAACUUCAAAAACAAUGUCAACUACUCCUACACGGCUGUUCAGAUUCCCACAGACAUUUAUAAAGGAGCUCCGGUCAUUCUCAAUGAGCUCAACUGGACGCAGGCGCUGGAGAAAGUCUUCAUGGAGAACAGUCGGGAGGAUCCGUCACUACUGUGGCAAGCGUUUGGCAGCGCCACGGGGGUGACACGCUACUACCCGGCCAGUCCAUGGAAAGCCCCAGAUAAAAUCGACCUGUAUGAUGUCAGGAGGAGACCCUGGUACAUUCAAGGUGCUUCCUCCCCCAAAGACAUGGUCAUUCUUGUUGAUGUGAGCGGCAGUGUCAGUGGACUCACACUUAAGCUGAUCAAGGCGUCUGUGAUGGAGAUGCUGGACACUUUGUCCGAUGAUGACUACGUCAACGUGGCGCGGUUCAGUGAGAAGGCAGAGGCAGUGGUUCCUUGUUUCAAACAUCUGGUCCAGGCCAACGUGCGCAACAAGAAAAUCUUUAAAGAGGCAGUGCAGCAGAUGCAGGCCAAAGGCACUACGGACUACAAGUCUGGAUUUCAUUUUGCCUUCAAUCAGCUGCUCAAUAAAACAAACGUGCCACGGGCCAACUGCAAUAAAAUCAUCAUGCUUUUCACCGAUGGAGGUGAGGACCGAGCUCAGGAUGUCUUCAUGCAGUACAACUGGCCCAACAAAACGGUUCGAGUUUUCACCUUUUCAGUGGGCCAGCACAACUACGACGUCACGCCCUUACAGUGGAUCGCAUGCACAAAUAAAGGUUACUAUUUUGAGAUUCGUUCCCUCUGUGCCAUAAGGAUUAACACGCAGGAGUACCUGGAUGUGUUGGGACGUCCCAUGGUUCUUGCAGGCGACGAGGCCAAGCAGGUCCAGUGGACUAAUGUGUACCAGGAUGCUUUGGGGCUUGGGAUGGUCGUAACUGGGACUUUGCCUGUGUUCAAUCUCACCAUGGAUGGAAAACUACAGAACCAGCUGAUUUUAGGCGUCAUGGGAGUCGACGUGCAUCUCGAUGAGAUCAAGCGCCUGACACCACAGUACAGUCUCGGCGCCAAUGGUUACAUAUUUGCAAUUGACCCGAAUGGAUAUCUUCUGCUUCAUCCCAAUCUGCUGCCCAAGCUGGUGCAUGUCCCAGAACCCGUGACACUGGACUUCUUGGAUGCAGAAGUGGAGGACAGCAAUAAAGAGGAGAUCCGACGGCAGAUGAUUGACGGACGGCCAGGUGAUAUGCAGAUCAAAACUCUUAUCAAGUCUGUUGACGAGCAAUACAUUGAUGAGGUGUACAGAGGUUAUACCUGGACCCCUGUCAAUGGUACAGAUUACAGUCUGGGGCUGGUACUACCUCCUUACAACGAGUACUACAUCCAGGCAGACCUCAGUGACGUGAUGCUUCAACUUCAGUACAUGCAGUCAUUACUGCCGAGCUCCUUUGAAUCUUCAGGACAUGUCUUUCUUGCCCCAAGGGAAUACUGCAAGCGUCUGCAGCUUUCGGACAACAACACGCAGUUUUUGCAGAACUUUCUCUCCCUCAUGCUGGAAAUUUCUCCCGGAUCAGAGGAGUGUGACCAAAAGCUCAUACACAACCUGAUCCUGGACUCUAGGAUUAUCGGGCAGCUAGCCUCACGCGUGUGGAAGAACAAGGAUCUCAAUUCGUACGGCUUCCUGGCUGUUUUUGCAUCCACUGACGGAGGCAUAACGCGAGUGUUCCCCAACUUAGCUGCUGAGUUAUGGGAUGAGGACGCCGAGCCUUUCAAUUCAAACUACUACCGAAGGAGCCUUGACAACAAAGGAUACAUGUUCCGAGCUCCACCUAGAGACUCUUUGGAUGACAUGUUAGGACCAGAAAAUGGCACCGCUGGAAUCCUGGUUAGUUCAGCUGUGGAGGUUAAUUUAGGAGGCAAACUUCUCAAGCCUGCAGUGGUGGGCGUAAAGCUGGACCUGGAAGCGUGGGUAGACAAGUUCAAGAUACUGGCCAGCAACGUGUCAGACACCCGGCAAGGCUCCUACAAGUGUGGACCAUCAAGGAGCUGUGAGAUGGACUGUGAGGUGAACACUGAUGACCUCCUCUGCUACCUCAUUGAUGACGGUGGCUUCCUGGUUAUGUCUAAUCAAAGAGAUCACUGGAAAAAGAUCGGACUAUUUUUUGGAGAUGUGGACCCAUACUUGAUGCACGCGCUCUAUAACAACUCCAUCUUCAACCGCCGACAGACUUUUCAUUUCCAGUCAGCAUGUGAGCCUGUCAGCAGCAGCCACACCGGGGCAGCACCUCGACGCUUCUUUUUGCCAUCCGUCGCUGACAUCCUCAGCUUGGCGUGGUGGACGUCCACGGUGGCCUGGUCUUUGAUCCAGCAGCUACUUUACGGACUGGCACACAUCAGCUGGCUCCAACAAGACGACAUCUUCAUAGAAGGCUUUGAGAUAAAGACGAGCAGCUGUGUGACCAUCCAAAGCCAGUUCUUCUUCACCAACACCACCAACUCGUAUAACGUGCUGCAGGAUUGUGGCAACUGCUCGCGGCUGUUCCACGCCAAGCGGAUAGAAAACACCAACCUCCUCUUUGUGGUGGCCGAGACGCUCCCCUGCAGCUCCUGUGAGAUCGAGAGGCUGAGCCAAGUCAAGACGGAGUUCCAGGAGGAAAAUCCUUGCGAGGUACUGAGCAACGCACGAUAUCGGAGAGGUCCGACAAGCUGCCUUGACUUCAGUGCCUUAGAAAAUACUUCCGAGUGUGGACGGGCAGAUUUCGUGCAGCCCUCCAUGGGGGUCCUUCUUGUCCUUCAACUCAUUCUGCCUUUCUUGCGCCACUGACGCGUGCUGCCAUUCACUGACAUGUCGACUAAAGGUCGGGUACCCAAAGCAAGUGACUCAUCUUCUGGAUCAGCAUUUUUUUUCUUUUUAUUUCUCACUGGUCAGUUGAAACAUUCCUUUAACCGGACAACAAAAUAACACUCAAGUGGGACACUUGUCAAUUUGGGGCCAAAUGAGGUGAUAAGGAAUUCGUUAUCAUCUCUUCCUCUCUGGAGCGUUCCGGCAUAUAAGAGCCACGAAUUGAUGCUGAAUGUGCCCCGGCGAUAUAAAAUGUGCUCACGCUUCAAUGCAAUGAAUGC